CAGAAGGCAGUUGAAGCAUCACAACUCCGGCGAGAUAUGCAGGCUGCCAAGGAAGUUAUCAUCAACAAGAGCGAGGCGGCUGUCUGAUGUGCCAUGGCAAAUGUUCUGUUCCUAGCCAAGGAAGAUCUACCCAGUAGCAUGUUGCCAGAGAUGAACAAGUUCAUGAUGUACCAGGGUUUGUCCAAACUUGCUGACCUGUGUGUUGACAGUCGGACGUCAUACGAACAUUCCACUUCCAUCGAUGAGUUCCAGGAUUCUUUGUCAGAUGUUGUGGAGGAAGACCUACUCCUGAAGAUCAAGGAAAGUAGCAAGUUUAGUCUCAUGAUAGAUGAGAGAACGGACAUUUCUGUCCAUCAAAAAUUGAUCAUAUAUAUAAGAAUUCUUGAAAAGAACAAUGUUGAUGUUGUAUUGCCUCAAAAAUACUUCUUAUCAAUCAAUUCUUUGUACAGGGCUGAUGCAGAAUCAAUUUACAGCAAAGUUGUAAACACCCUGGGAGAAAAGGGUAUUGACAUAACAAAACUGACAAAAAUAAGUACAGAUGGGGCAUCAGUCAUGGUUGGAAAUAAGUCUGGGGUAGUCAACAGGCUAAAAGCAGACAAUCCUGGCUUGUUAGCUACACAUUGCAUCGCACACAGGCUAGCCUUGAGUUGCUGCUCAGGGGCAGAUGUUAUUCCCUUUUUGGUGAAAGUUCAGGAAAUAUUGAAUAGUGUGUAUAAGUAUUUCAGCCUUUCACCUAAGAAUACUGCCAUGCUGGAAGCAAUCCAGAAGAUAACCCCAGGGCAGGCAGUUCUUCAGCAGGUACCAGUAGAGCCCAGGACAGGGGAUGAUGGCUUAGAAACGUUUGAGUUUCAAGGCCACACCAUCAGGGACAGUAGCAAGCAAAGGCAGGAAGCAGUAAGUAUUUGUGAUUCUUUUUCAGCAGGUAUCAUCAGAAGCAUGAAUGACAGAUUUGCCGACAACCAUGAUGCUGGAGUCCUUACAUCGUUGAGCAUUCUAUUCAACCCAGCCAUUGCAAAGGACAGCAAAGUAAAGCAUGUAGAUGUAGUGGCAGAGUACCUAUGUAGUGUAGGUUUUGAGGGAUGUCUUGAGAGUUUAGGCAUGUUCAUGAAUUUCAUGCAGUCCCUUGUAGACAGUGGGAAUAAAAUUGUAGGUAACUCUAGGGACUCUGCCAACCUAGCCAUUAAGAAAAAAGAUGUGUACCCUGCAGCUGCAGAGGCAGCAGAGAGGUUGUUGGUAGCACCAGUAAGUACAGUAGAUUGUGAACGUGGGUUCAGCAAACAGAACCUCAUCAAAACCUGCCUUAGGAACAGGUUACAUGAUGCCAACGAAGAUCCACCUCCAACUGAUCAAGAUUCAAGAUAA
Molecule: messenger RNA, 1362 nt
Organism: Dreissena polymorpha
Lineage: Eukaryota; Metazoa; Mollusca; Bivalvia; Myida; Dreissenidae
Exons: 4
Coding region: 94-1362 (422 amino acids)
Molecular function (GO): protein dimerization activity
Source: RefSeq, a predicted model, not a curated record